AUGGCCCCAGUGGUAUCUGGCGCAGGGGACGGUGUGGAUGAGACCAUCCUCACCCUUCGCAAAGUGCUCACUUCGGAGAGUGAACCCCUCGCUCGUCGAUUCCGCGCCCUUUUCUCCCUGAAACAUCUGGCCUGUCUGCAGCCUCCCACCGAGAAGACCCUCCCUGCGAUCCAGGCCAUCGCGGCCGCUUUCACUUCGCAGUCUGCUCUGCUGAAGCAUGAACUUGCCUAUUGUCUGGGUCAGACCCGGAACCCCGACUCAGUGGAGUACUUGCAGCAUGUUGUGAAGGAUACCCAAGAAGAUGCGAUGUGCCGUCACGAGGCCGCAGAAGCCCUGGGGGCUCUAGGUUACGAAGAUAGUCUAGAGAUUCUCAAGACUCUGAGAGAUGAUGAGAAAGAACUCGAUGUUGUUCGGGAGACUUGCGAUAUUGCUGUGGACAGGAUUCUAUGGGAGAACUCCGAGGAGAGACAAGCUGAGAAGCUGAAGCCAAGUGACUUUACUUCCAUCGACCCUGCUCCACCGCUUCCAAUGGCAUCUAGCCAACCUUCCAUCCGCGACCUGGAAAAGACCCUGCUCGAUACGAAACUCCCCUUGUUCCAAAGAUAUCGCGCCAUGUUUGCCCUCCGCGAUCUUGCGUCGCCUCCAGACCUCCCUACCGCGGUCGGGGCAGUUGAAGCCCUGGCCAAGGGACUCAAGGACCCCUCUGCGCUGUUCCGUCACGAGGUUGCAUUCGUUUUCGGCCAGCUCUGCCAUCCCGCCUCCGUCCCGAGCCUCACAGAGACCCUCAGCAACCAAGCAGAGGCCGGUAUGGUGCGGCACGAAGCCGCCGAAGCUCUGGGUAGUUUGGGUGACGUCGAAGGUGUGGAGGAGACGUUGAAGAAAUUUCUGAAUGAUCCGGAGCAAGUGGUGAGGGACAGUAUCAUUGUGGCUCUGGAUAUGGCGGAACAUGAGAAGAAUGGAGAGGUCGAGUACGCCUUGCUGCCGGGCUCAGCUGUACCUGCUGCUUGA
Molecule: messenger RNA, 1008 nt
Organism: Aspergillus tanneri
Lineage: Eukaryota; Fungi; Ascomycota; Eurotiomycetes; Eurotiales; Aspergillaceae
Gene: LIA1
Product: deoxyhypusine monooxygenase
Exons: 2
Coding region: 1-1008 (335 amino acids)
Biological process (GO): peptidyl-hypusine biosynthetic process
Molecular function (GO): deoxyhypusine monooxygenase activity
Source: RefSeq, a predicted model, not a curated record